Babesia ovata is the source of this 1263-nucleotide messenger RNA. Its product is annotated as GTP binding protein. The transcript has 5 exons. Gene Ontology annotation, cellular component: cytoplasm. NCBI's taxonomy places the organism in Eukaryota, Apicomplexa, Aconoidasida, Piroplasmida, Babesiidae. The record is from RefSeq and is a predicted model, not a curated record. The coding region runs from base 1 to 1263 and encodes 420 amino acids. Gene Ontology annotation, molecular function: GTP binding; ATP hydrolysis activity.
AUGGUUCGUGACUUCGUGAUCGGCUGCGUGGGUAAACCGUCGUCGGGUAAAUCGACAUUUUUCAAUGCCGUAUGUAUUAACCCAAACGCCAAAACCGCGGCGCAUCCUUUCACCACCAUAGAACCAAACCAUGGCGUCGCCUUUUUUACCACGGAUUGUCCGUGCGUAAAGUAUAACGUGACAUGCGCCCCGUCCUUUGGCAGUUGCAGGGAUGGCGUGCGCAAGGUUCCCGUCAAGCUAUUGGACGUAGCUGGCCUUAUACCCGGAGCUAAUGAGGGUAGAGGCAUAGGGAACAAGUUUCUGGACGACUUGCGGCAUGCCGACGUGUUGAUGCAUAUCAUUGACGUUUCGGGCAGAACCAACGAGAAGGGGGAUGCAACAAUCGGAUACGACCCUUCGGGAGACCACAUGUGGCUUGUUGAAGAGAUCGAGCUGUGGAUUUUCAACAACCUGCAGCCCAAAUGGGCCUCGAUGGCGAGGCGCCAUGCAAUGAAGAAGGACAACGCCGUAACAACUCUCCACGGGAAGGUUUCGGGUUACAUGGCAACAGAAGCCUUAGUAUCUAAGGUCCUUGACCUUAUGGACGUGAAGCAUUCUCAAUUCGUGGACCUAUCGCAAUGGGAUGAAAAGGAGAUCCGCCGCUUUGUUUCCGUGUUCGUUCAAGAACGUUUCAAGUUUGUUUUGGUCUUGAACAAGGUUGAUUCGGGCGACACGGAUGAAAACUGCUUGAAGAUUUGCCAGCGCCAUCCCGACGUUCCUAGUGUGAUGUGUAGCGCACUAGCGAUGUGUUUCCUGCGCAAGAUGCAGUCACAGGGAUACAUAGAUUACUUUGAGGGAGAUAACGACUUCUACAUGAACGGGGACUCUUCGGAUGAUCCUCGCAACCAGGUGCUGAAACCGGUGGACGAUAAGCUGCGUCACCGGCUCCGUAACAUCCGUGACCUCGUGCUCUACAGGUUCGGCUCAACUGGCGUGACGAAAGCACUGAACGAGGCGAUUAAAGCUGCAGGGAUAGUGUGUAUGUAUCCCGUGAAGAGCUUGAAGACCUUCGGGGACGACGAUGACAGCACCAAGGCGUUCCGCACGUGCAUUACCGUCAUGCCCGGCACGACCGUUCGCGAGUUCGCCAACAUGCUCGGCCCGGAGAUUGGCCGCAACUUUUGCAAGGCUGUUGGCGUAUCGGGUAUGCAGUUGGCUGAGGACAAGGUGCUGACAGAAGAAGACAAUGUCGUGAGCAUAGUAACAAAGGCCAUCCAAGUUUAA